CAAUAAUACAGUAAUAAUAAUAAUAAUUGAUAUGAUUUUUGUUGACAUUGUUUUCAAAAUACCGAUUGAUUGUAAUCACCGAUUGAUUUAGUGAUUGAUUGAUCACAUCAUCGGUUAAGACAUCAUUUGGAUGUGAUAUUCAAUGUGAACGACAACAACAACAACAUCAGUGUGAAGAUGACAACAACAACAACAACGAUGAAGACAUUAUCAAUCAAAUUGACCGAUAUUUGGACCGAUUGUCAGAAACAGUUGAUUGAUAUGAGACGCGAAAACAAUUCGCUGAAGACGUGUCUGAAAUCGUCGGAACUGAUCCGUAGAUAUCUGGAAAAAUGUAACGAAACUUUGGUGGCCAUCAUCGAGUUGUGCCAAUUGGAUGCCGAUAGUAAUGUCAAGAUUGUUCAGUUGAUUGGAUCAGUUAAACAAUUGGAAAAUUGUAUUCAACGUGAAAAACAAAACUCGCGGACACUUAUGGCCAACGAUAGCAACCAAUGGCGCGAUAUCGACAACAAUGAAGACAACGACAGGACACUUGUGAAGUUGAUCACUGACUGGAGUCAUAACAUUAGUCAAGCAAAGACACAGCUAGUGGUCACAUAUGAUAAGUCCAGUCAAACAACAACAACAACAUUACCGAUAAUUAUUGGUCAGAAAACUAGCGAUCAGACUGUGCGGACACAAAAAGUUUUGACACCAACUCUUAGUCAAAAUUCUCUGAUUACUACAGAUAUCGGUGAUAUUGAUGUCAAUAUGAAACUUGAAGUUACAAAUCAUAGCGAGACAACUACUGUCGAUGAUAUGUGUGUUGACUUACCGCCGAUGACGGUUGAUAUGAGUGAUGACGACGGCGAUGACUAUGACGGCGGCGGCAAUGAUGACAAUAGCAUAGAAAGUGAUGAUUCAAUCAGAGAUCGUGACUUUGAUGCCGACGACGACGUCGUCAAAAAACUUACGUUUAGUGAUAGUGACGACAACUACGACGACAAUAGUGACUAUGAGUGGUCGUCGAAGAAUAAGAAACGAAAAACUAAUAAGAAAUCAACGACAACGACGACGAAGAAGAAGAGAAAGAGGAAGAGAAAGGGUUCGUUUGGUCGUCCAUCGGAAAAGUGGUUCAGACGAUUGGAAAAAAUUAACGAAUGGGUAAUGCCGUUGAAAGUCGACGACCAUUACGUGUGCGACCAAAUCGGUUGCGAUUUUACCGCCAGUCAAAAGCGUAAAAUGUAUAGCCAUUUGUUGGUACAUAAGACUGACGACAGUGUUGUAAAUGAUAAUCCGUUUGACGAACAGCGACAACAAGAACAGCAACGUAUCAGACAAUUGGUAGCCGAAUAUCGAGUGGACAACCAGUAUGUCUGUCGGGAAACCGACUGUCAGUAUAGUUCGCAAAGGAUCCGAGAUUUUUAUCGUCAUUAUAAACGACAUCAAUUAGGCGAUGGUUUAGCUAAUUAUACUAUCAGUGAUGAACAUAUCGAUCGGAUUUUGAAACACUUCAUUGUCGAAGACAACAACAACGACGACAAAUAUGUUUGUGUUCGCGAAAACUGUCAGUUUAGUUGUCCAUUGGGUGAACGGGAUGUCUUCUAUGCCCAUCACAAACAACACGACAGUCAUGCGAUGACCAUCACUGAUGAAUCAGUUAUCGUUAAUCCAGAUAACCCCGACCGGCCGUUUGGUUGCGACGAAUGUAGUUCGGCGUUCAAAAUCAAAUACGACUACAAACGACACAAACGAGAAGUACAUCCCAAAGCUCUGUAUGUCUGCAAUGUUGGCGAUUGUCGUUCAAAACUGAAGAAUUUCAAAAGCUUUGUCUAUCAUAGAGAAAGUAUUCACUUGAAACUGAAUAAAACGAAACCAAUGUCGUCGUUGUCGUCUUCGUUGUCUUCAUCACCAAAGAAAAAGAAGAGACAUAGACUUCGAGUUUCUAAUAAUACUGUCGAAAUGAUUGCCAAAAAUCAUAUGAAUAGAGUUUGCAGUCUUUUCCUAAUUGACGAUAAAUAUGUUUGUCUUCGUGAGCACUGUCUGUUUAGUUGUUCGCUUGAACAGCAGGAUGUCUUCUACGAUCAUUUCAAACAACAUCAACUAACUGCUGAUCCAAUUAUGACCACUGAUGGUUCAAUCAAACACUAUGGCUGUUAUUUGUGUGGAAAAGUUUUCGAUAAACGCGAACGAUGUCUGAAACAUCAGAUCAAUACACAUCCGAAAGUACCGUUUGUUUGCCGUACGGAUAACUGCGGCGUACGGAUCAAGUCGUGGAUGCACUUCGAAAAGCACAGGGAUUGUUGUCAUCGGAAAAUGCAAAACUAUUCGUGCGAUUGGCCCGGUUGUGAGUAUCGGGCAUUUUCUGGGCAGGCAAUCAAAAAUCACAAAUUGGUUCACUCGGAAGUGAAAGCGUUGUCGUGCGAGUGGCCCGGCUGUCAGUUUCGAUGCAAAGUCAAGUACGUAAUGGUGACCCAUAUGCGUACGCAUACACGGGAGAAGCCGUACGCCUGCGAUUGGCCGGGCUGUACGUUUAGCUGUACCCAACAGUGCGCACUGACUGUACAUAAGCGCCGACAUACGGGCGAAAAGCCGUACGAGUGUCGCGAUAACGGAUGCGGCAAACGAUUCACGUCGUUGGCCGGACUGCACAUUCAUCGCAAAUCACAUGCUAACGGUCGGAUGGCUGUUAGAGGUCGACCGAAAUUAAGAUAACCAGAC
Messenger RNA from Oppia nitens, 2700 nucleotides. Its product is annotated as zinc finger protein 568-like. The record is from RefSeq and is a predicted model, not a curated record. Gene Ontology annotation, molecular function: DNA-binding transcription factor activity, RNA polymerase II-specific; RNA polymerase II cis-regulatory region sequence-specific DNA binding. Bases 178 to 2694 code for a protein of 838 amino acids. Gene Ontology annotation, biological process: regulation of transcription by RNA polymerase II. The transcript has a single exon. Lineage: Eukaryota; Metazoa; Arthropoda; Arachnida; Sarcoptiformes; Oppiidae. Gene Ontology annotation, cellular component: nucleus.